ACUGCUUCCCUUUCUCUCUUCUGGCCAACGCUGAUGUGUAACUAACUAGAGUGGAGUCUUUGACGCUGCUAAAAUGUUGACUUUUGGAUCAAAACUCUUGCUGCUGCUCCUCUUUGCUUUCCCCUGCGGCUUGAUUACCACGGGCAGAGUGUCCGCCAGCACCGAUUCCGCUGAGGAACUGGACCCGGAUGCAUCUGUCCACGAGGAGGAAGAAGAUGAUGAAGAGAUGGCGGUGGAAGAAGAUCAGAUCCAAAGUCCGGAAGGAGAGGACGACGACGACGACUCCGAAGGCGAUGAAAAAUUGUUAACGUCUCACGCGGAUGCCGACACCACCGUCGUCUUCACGACCGGAGAAGAGUUUCCCGCCAAUGAAAUUGUGAGGUUCCUGGUGGGUUUCACCAACAAGGGCGCUCAGGAUUUCACGGUCGAGUCCUUGGAGGCCUCUUUCCGUUACCCGCAGGACUUUCAGUUCUACAUUCAGAAUUUCACAGCUUUGCCUCUGAACACGUUGGUUCAUCCGGGUGCGCAGGCUUCCUUCGAAUACUCCUUCAUCCCAGCUCAGCCCAUGGCCGGCCGGCCGUUCGGUCUCGUUAUUCUCCUCAACUAUCAUGACGCCGAAGGCAACGUGUUUCAGGCUGCCAUUUACAAUCAGACCGUCACCAUCAUCGAAAAAGAAGAAGGGCUGGAUGGUGAAACAGUGUUUAUGUACAUAUUCCUUAGCGGGCUGGUGGUGCUGAUGCUCUUUGCAAUGUACCAAGUUCUGGAGUCACGGACGAAAAAGAGAAUCUCAAUCAAGUUAGAGAAGGGAACCGGCGGGAUGAGCGAUGUGGACAUCAGCUGGAUUCCUCAGGAGACUCUCAAUGCCAUGAAUAAGGCGUCCCCCAAAAGUUCGCCACGGAAACGAACCAAGCGGGCAGUCGGAGCGGAUCAAUAAAGACAUCAAGUCCACGAGGAUUUCAAAGCUCAUUUUCUCACACGUUUCAUGUGUGACGGAUGUCCGUUAUGAGUCUUUUUUUUUUUUUUUUUUUUUUUUUUUUUUUGGUGCUCCGCUGCUCUCGGAGGUGCUGUCUUGACACCAGCCGGAUUGAAUUGUUGUUCAUUUGAAUGUUUUCGUAACGGUAUGAGUGUUUGCGAUCGAUGUGCGAAUGGGAGAGACUGGACAGGAAAUGAGUAUGCAUCUUUUUGUAAGAAUGUUAUGUUUUCACCAGCAGAUAAAUGAAUUGCGCCCGAUCUAUUUCACGGGACCCCACAAAUCCCCAAAAUUGGAAAGUUUUUCAAAGCACACGUAAAUUGGUUCGGAAAAUGGAGAAUGAGAUGCAAUUUUGAUUCGGUUUCAAAAUAAAUAUCGUCAUUUUAAACGGCAGCUGCAAUUCCAACAA
Molecule: messenger RNA, 1379 nt
Organism: Corythoichthys intestinalis (scribbled pipefish)
Lineage: Eukaryota; Metazoa; Chordata; Actinopteri; Syngnathiformes; Syngnathidae
Product: translocon-associated protein subunit alpha-like
Exons: 9
Coding region: 74-934 (286 amino acids)
Cellular component (GO): endoplasmic reticulum; endoplasmic reticulum membrane
Source: RefSeq, a predicted model, not a curated record